AGAUGGCGAGAGGGUCGAGGGCAGGUUUGCUGCUCUGGGCUGCGCUCCUGCAGUGGGUUAGGAGCCAGGGGACGGCGGACCGUGUGAAUGGCCUGAGUCUGCACCCUCCCUACAUGAACAUUGCGAAGGCGGCGGAGAUCAGCGCCACGGCUACUUGCGGGCUGGAUGCAUCGCGCCGGCCCCGGCCCGACCUCUACUGCAAGCUGGUGGGAGGACCGGCCGCAGGGCUGUCCGGCCACACCAUCCAGGGGCAGUUCUGCGAUCACUGCUUGUCUGACGAUGCGUAUAAAGCCCACGGGAUCGCCAAUGCCAUUGAUGGGACGGAGCGGUGGUGGCAGAGUCCACCCCUGUCCCGCGGACUCCAGUACAACAAGAUUAACGUCACCCUGAACUUCGGACAGCUCUUCCAUGUGGCUUAUUUACUUAUCAAGUUUGCUAACUCUCCUCGGCCAGACCUCUGGGCCCUUGAGCGCUCAGUUGACUUUGGAAGAUCGUAUAAGCCUUGGCAGUACUUUGCUCAUUCCAAACGAGACUGCGAAGAGCUGUUUGGGACGAGAGCACAUGAACGGAUUACGAGGGAUGACGAUGUUAUCUGUACUACGGAGUAUUCGCGGAUUGUGCCUCUGGAGAACGGGGAGAUUGUCGUGUCCUUGGUUAAUGGUCGGCCAGGGUCCACCAUCUUCAACGACUCUCCCGUUUUAAGAGAUUUCACAAAGGCCACGAACAUCAGGCUGCGGUUCCUACGGACAAACACCUUACUGGGUCAUCUCAUCUCCAAGACUCAGAGGGAUCCUACCGUCACUCGAAGGUAUUACUACAGCAUCAAGGACAUCAGUAUCGGUGGUCGGUGCGUUUGUAACGGGCACUCGGACAUCUGCAAUGCCCAGGAUCCAGCAAGCCCCUUCCUGUUGCAGUGUGCGUGUCAGCACAACACAUGCGGGAUAUCCUGCAGCCGCUGCUGUCCCGGAUUCAACCAGGAACCAUGGCAACCAGCGACGACCUCGUUGGUAAAUCGAUGUGAACCUUGUAACUGCCACGGACACUCCAUGGAUUGUUACUACGAUGCCGCAAUCACCCAGAGGAGAGGGAGUAUGAACAUCCAUGGGCAGUAUAAAGGAGGUGGUGUUUGUCUGAACUGCCAGCACAACACGGCGGGGACCAACUGUGAGCGGUGCGCUCCGUUCCACCACCGACGGCCUGGGGUUCCCAAGAACGCACCUGAUGGCUGUGUCGCCUGCAGGUGCCCUCCUGCGUUUGCCGAGAGCUGUGAGGAGGCGACGGGAGGCUGCCGAUGCCGACCCGGCUUCAGUGGGGUAGACUGUGCUCGAUGCGCGCCGGGAUACUACAACUUCCCCCGGUGCACCCGUGGUCCAGUUUACACCACACCCCAUCCAGUGACUGUUGUCCCAACGCGUGGGCAUCUCCAGAAUUGUAAGUGCAACGCGCAGGGCACGGUUGGGAACACCUGCCUGGUGAAUCCUUACUCACAACGCUGUGACUGCAAGCCUCACUACACCGGACCCUACUGCUCCCGCUGCACCACUGGAUACUUCGGGAAACACUGCCAACGUUGCCAGUGUUACAUCGCAGGAGUGUCUCUGCCAGUGUGUGACCAAGACAGCGGCCGGUGCUUGUGUCGACGAGGGGUGGAAGGCCACUUCUGCGAAAGGUGCUCGCCGGGAUUCUCUCGCUUCCCCGCCUGCGUGCCCUGCCCCUGUAGCAGCGCGGGGACCCUGCCGGAGCGGUGUGACAAUGCCGGGAGGUGCCUGUGUCGGCCGGAGGUUGGAGGCAGCCGGUGCGAUCGCUGUCGAGCGGGAUAUCACUCGUUCCCGCACUGCCGAGCCUGCUCCUGUGACAAUGUGGGAUCAGUGAACAACAAUUGUGAUGCCUCGGGGCGGUGCGAGUGCCGGCUGAACUUCAUGGGACAUUCUUGCAGCCAGUGUGCGUACGGGUAUCACCAUCAUCCCAACUGUUCAUCCUGCAGGUGUUCCACGGAAGGUUCCUAUGAUUCUGCGUGUGACCGGGCCACGGGCCGGUGUAAAUGCCUACCACACUUUGCCGGGCACCGCUGUGAUACCUGCGUCUCCAGAGCGAACGUCUUCCCUCGCUGUCAAGUGACCGACUGCCUCUCCCCUGGGACAGCGGGGCUUGCUCACUCUGCUUCUUGCCCCUGCCUUGCGAACUCCAAUAGGCCUGGAUGUGAGAGGUGUAGACCCCUGUACUGGAGGCCGGCUGAAGGGGAACUCGAUGGGUGCAUUGAAUGCGGCUGUGUUGUGAGAGGUACGGUCAGUGGGAUCGGACUGUGCGACCAGACCCGGGGCAGGUGUUACUGCAAAGCCAACGUGUGUGGGCAGGACUGUGGGCGGUGCGUGGAAGGGCACUACAACCUCCGGGAGAACAACUACUUUGGUUGCCAAGGCUGCGGCUGCGACGUUGGAGGGUCUGCUAACCUAACAUGCAGCACGAUGUCUGGGGAAUGCCAGUGUCGGGAGAAUAUCGAGGGACGUAUCUGCAGCAAGCCGCGGAGCCAGCACUAUUUUCCAGACCUUCACCAUCUGAAGUAUGAGGUGGAAGAUGGCUCCACGCCCAACGGAAGACCCGUCCGCUUUGGCUUUGACCCGCAGGAGUUUGUUAACUUCAGCUGGCGAGGUUACGCCCAGUUAUCGACGGUGCAGCCAGAGGUGGUCAUGUCUAUCUCUGUGACCUCACCCAAUCUGUUCCACAUAGUCUUCCGUUACAAGCACCGCGCCCCAAAGCCUAUUAGAGGAAGGAUCUCAGUCACUGAGGAAGUAACUGUUGGGUCUUGCUGUAACUUGUCUCCACAGACAAAGGAGAUCACCUUCGCUCGCAGUAGGGAACCAUCCUUCGUUACUGUCUCAAGGAACAACUAUGGUGAUCCCUUUGUGCUCUCACCUGGAACCUGGACGGUCAGCAUUGAGGCGGAGGGUGUUCUCUUGGAUUACCUGGUGCUGCUGCCCAGUGAAUAUUACGAGGCUCCAAUCCUUCAGUUUCAAGUCACUGAGCCCUGCAUGUACUACGCUGACCCACAGCAACAGGGCCAAAACUGCUUGUUGUAUAAAUACCUGCCCCUGGGCAACUUCCCGAGUGCUGGAGCCAGCGAUGGUCACUACACUGUGGACGGCAAACUCCAGCCUGUCGACCAGCUGCUGACAUCUGCCCGGGCAAACAUGGCCGUCCUCACAGGCAGACAGGUUCAGGUGCGUUUUUCCAUCCGCCUCCCCCAGCUGGACCAGUAUGUUCCUGUCAUCGAGUACGCCAACCAGGGUGAGCAAGUGCACUCCCUCAAGAUGGCUUUGCAGAGUGCACAGGGAACAGUCGCUGGUGGGAAGUUUAAUCUGUACGGCUGCAAAUACAGUUUCCUGUGUCGGAGCGUGGCGAUUGAUCAGCACGGCCGCAUCGCAACCUUUGAUCUGUCCUCGAAUGUGGAACUACAUCUGCAGGGAACGUCAAUCAGCUUCUUACUGCACCGAGUUUACUUGAUACCUGCCAAUGAAUACUGCAAUGAGCACGUGGAACCGAAGGUGCAUUGUGUGGCUCUUCACGGUCCCAUCACCAACCGGAGCUCCUGUGUUGCAUCCAAGUAUGAAACGCCCAUCUCCGCAGUGAGGGUGGAGGAUGGAGUCCUUUCAACAGCCAGCGAAACCCUUCAACACAACCCUGAUACUGAUCUGCAGAUCUCCCAGCACCCUCUAACCAUGGUGGAGCCUGGAGACAUCAUUUUACUGAAAGCACCACAGAAUCGGGUCACCUUUAACACCAGUGUGCCAGAUACAGGCAGAUAUGUGGUGCUUGUGCAUUUUUACCAGCCUUUGACCCCCUCAUUCCCAGUGGAGGUGACGGUGGAUGGAGCAGGCUCCUACAAAGGAUCCUUCAACGCUGCCUUCUGCCCUCACGGGUUUGGAUGCCGCAGCCCGAUUACUUCAGGACAGAGAACAGAGUUGGACUUAAAGAGUCAGGAUGUGUCUCUGACCCUCACUGUUCCAAAAGACAAAGCACUUUGGGUGGAAUACAUCUUAAUUGUUCCUUCAGAGAGUUACAGUCCUGACUUACAACAUGAGAAGCCUCUGGAUAAGUCAUUUGACUUCAUUACUGCCUGUGGAGGGAAGAGCUUUCACAAUGAUCCUGCUACCUCGCCCAAGUUCUGCCUGGACUCUGCCAAGUCGCUGGUGGCCUUCUAUAACGAGGGCGCGCUGCCCUGCGGGUGCAACAGCGACGGUGCCACCAGCCCUGACUGCAGCCCGAUCGGAGGGCAGUGUCCCUGCCGGCCGAAUGUCAUCGGACGUCAGUGCGAUCGAUGUGCAACCGGACACUACCUGUUCCCCAGCUGCCGCCGUUGUAACUGCGGCCAGCGGCUGUGCGACGAGGGGACGGGCCGCUGCAUCUGCGCACCGCAGACGGUGAAACCCAAGUGCGAGGCUUGCGAGAAGCAGACCUUCAGAUAUCAUCCUCUGGUCGGCUGUGAGCAGUGCAACUGCACGCGAGAGGGCAUCAUCAAACCCACCAACCGUGACUGCCACCGGAAGACUGGGCAGUGCCGAUGCAAGCCAGAAGUCACCGGCCGGCAGUGCGAUAGAUGUUCGGUGGGAUUCUCCCGCUUCCCAGACUGCUUUCCAUGCGAUUGUAAACCCGAUGCGACGCAGCUCAGCGUGUGUGACCCCGUGACCGGGCGCUGUCUCUGCAAGGAGAACGUGGUGGGUGCCCGGUGUGAUAAAUGUCGACCCGGCUCAUUUCAUCUGGAGCCAGCCAACGCCAAGGGCUGCACCAGUUGUUUCUGCUUUGGAGUGACCAGUCAGUGUCGAAGCUCACAUAAAUCCAGGACCCAGCACAUGCAAAUGAGGAAGUGGAUUUUACGUACGGCGAAUAAACAAAAGAUUCCAGUUGUGUUUAACCGGCGGAGUGACACCGUGGUGGCUGAUGUCCAGGAACUGCCUGACAUUAUCCAUGACCUGCACUGGGCUGCUCCGGAAUCCUACCUGGGAGACAAGCUCUCAUCAUAUGGUGGCUUUCUCUCCUACCAAAUAAAAUCUUUUGGCUUGCCAAGUGAAGGGAUGACUUUGCUUGAAAAGAGAUCAGACGUUCAAUUGAGGGGAGAACAAAUGACCAUCGAGUACUUUGAUCCGAGGAGCCCGGCUCCGGAUCGAGUUUAUCAUGGAAAGGUUCAACUGUUGGAGGAUAACUUCAGGCAUGCGAUCAUCAAUACUCCGGUGUCCAGGGAGAAUUUCAUGCUGUUGUUGAGCAACGUGGAAGAUUUGCAGAUCAGAGCGUUGUACUUCUCCCAGACCCAGCGCCUGUCACUGGGCUCCGUUCAGCUGGACGAGGCCAAUGGUUCUGAAUCUGCAACCCCUGCCACCAACGUCGAAGUGUGCUCCUGUCCCACACACUACAUGGGAGACUCUUGCCAGAAAUGCAGCGAUGGAUAUUACAAAGAAAACUCGGGAUUUUACUUGGGGCGAUGUGUUCCUUGUCGCUGUCACGGUCAUUCAAACCUGUGUGAAGCACGAACCGGAAAAUGCAUCAACUGUCAACAUAACACAGAGGGGGAUCACUGUGAACGGUGUCAGCCCAGUUUCUUUGGCAGUGCCACCCGGAGUGUCUGCAGACCCUGUGCUUGUCCACACACAGGGCCCAGCAACAACUUUGCCACACGGUGUGAUGAGGUUAAUGGUGCCAUGAGGUGCUCAUGUAAACCAGGCUAUAACGGGACAAAAUGCGAGAGGUGUGCUGCAGGAUAUUUUGGGAACCCACUGGAGAUCGGGAAUCAAUGCCGGAGAUGUCAGUGCGGCAAUUCUGAGACGACCAGCUGUGAUCCCUUGACAGGACAAUGUAACAGCUGCCCAGACUGUAAUAAUGAGGAACACAAAGACACCAGCUCUGAUGGAAAGUGCGACAUCUGCGACAGCUGUGUAGAAACAUUGCUGCUUGACCUGAGCAAGAUGGAUUCGGACAUCCAGAAAAUCAAACUGCAACUUCAGAAUGCAAACAUCAGUGCUAGUGCACAACUCCAAAUGGACAACUUGGACAAGGCCAUCAAACGGACUGAGUCGGAUCUGGAUGCGUACCGAUCCAUCGUCAACACACAGGUGAAACAGACUGACAAUUUGGAAAAUGACAACCUGAAUCUCAUUCAAGAUAUCAACGCUCUCGAAGAAAAGGCGGAAAAGAAUUCGCGGAGCACGCAGCAGCUGCUGACGUCGGUGGAUGUGACCACGCAACGGGCACGUGACCUGCUGACAAACGUAGAAAAUGUGGCAAUGAACAUCUCAGAUCUCAUCAAGAAGCUGAAGGAUAUUGGGUCCGGAGGCACUGUGCAGAACAUGACCGAGGUAGAACGAAUGCUCAACGAGAUGAGGGGCCUCAACUUCGACGAGGAGAGGAAGGUGGCAGAUCGGGAAAAGACUGAAUCUGAGCUAUUGCUUGAUCAGAUUAAGAAUAUUCUAAAAAAUAUCAAUGAGAACAAGAUGCUUGCUACAGAUAUAAAGGAUGCUUUGAGCUCAUAUCUGGCCAAACUGAUGGAUCUUCAAGAAGCAAUGACUGAAGCAGCAAAAUUAACCAAGAAGGCUGAAGACAUCAACAAAAUUAACUCCAUCGCACUGCAAGCCAUUAAGGAAAAACACAAUGAAUUGGAAGAUAAAAAACUGGAAACCUCAAACUUGAUUGGGAUGGCGGAUGACACUCUCGGCAAGCUCAGAGACAUGCUCCAUAUGCUGGAUGACAGCCAGCAGGAUUACGAGAAGCAGGGUGCGGAGUUGGACGGAGCCUUGACUUUGCUCAACGAGAAGAUGAGGCGUCUCGCGGAGGCGGCCAGCAAGGAGCCUAUUGUAUCGCGUGCAGAGGAGCACGCCAACAAUCUGGAUCAGCUCUCCAAGCAGCUCCAGAGGGCCAUAGAAGAAGUGAACCAGGACUCCCUCCUACAGCGCGUUAUCAAUGCCUCCGAUGCCUAUGAGAACAUAAUCAACGCAGUCAAUGCAGCAGAAGCAGCAGCAAAGAGAGCAGAGGCAGCAGCAGAUGAUGCUUUGCAGACGGUGGUGAAGCAGGAUUUGCCCGGACAAGCAGCUGAUGUGAAUAGCAAAAGUGACAGAGUCCUUUCCUUGACAAGAGACGCUGAGAGGACAUUGAACACAGAAGUCAUCCCGACACUUGAAGAUGCGAAAAAACGACUCCUGGAUGGGACUGAGAAGAAAGAUCAAAUGUUGAAAAAUCUUACAAGUCUCAGGCAGAAGCUGAACCAAAUAACCAGAGAUGACGUGGGCCAGACUUUAGACCAAGCGAAAGCCACGGCCAGCGGAGCAAAUGACAUUGCCACUCGCGUGAUGGACAAAUUGCAGCCCAUAAUCAACGAUGUCGGAAACAUGAACAGAACCACGCAAAUUUUUUCAAACAUCUCUGAGUUUAACACCGUGCUAAACGAAGCGGAAGAGUCAGUGAAAAAUUUGACCGACAGUCUGCCGGGGUUGGUCCAGAAACUAAAGGAUUUGAGCCUUAUACAACCAGUCAACAAUAUCUCCAAAAAUAUCGACCGUAUCCGGGAACUUAUUGACCAGGCUAGAGAAGCUGCAAACAAGAUAAACGUGGCGAUGAAGUUUAAUGGUGACUCUGGGGUGGAGGUACGACUCCCCGAUAACCUGGACUCCCUGAAGGCUUACAAUUCCCUCCUCCUGUACCUGAAACGGCCAGAGGUUUCACGGGGUGACAACAGGAGACGUAAACGACAGCAAUCCAAAGACAUGUUCGUCUUGUACCUGGGGCACAGGGAUACCUCCAAGGAUUACCUGGGGAUGAUGCUGAUGGAUGAGAAGUUGGUGACUAUCUACAAACUGGGGGCUAAAGUUGAACGGAUCCCCUCAGACAGAGCGGUCAACACCAAAACCUUCGACCACAUCAAGUUCGAGAGGAUCAUGCAGUACGGUGCAUUGAACUACAGUCUGGUCAGCCUCGCCAGCGGCAAGCUCGAAGAUAGCCGUACCCACGUCAAUACAACCAGUGGAAACGAUCUGCUGCUCAAUCUAGACCCAAAAGAUGCCGUCUUCUACGUGGGAGGAUUCCCACAAACCUUUACGCCUCCUGCAGAAUUAGAUCAUCCCAAAUAUGAAGGUUGUAUUGAACUUGGCAUUUUGAAUGAGAAACUAAUCAGCCUGUACAACUUUGAGGAAACCUUCAACAUCAACACUGCAGAGGACAGACCCUGUGAAAGAUAUAAGCCAACCAAGGAACCAGGAAGUGACGCUUUCUAUUUUGAUGGCACUGGAUACGCAUUAAUAAACCUGACCAAUGUUGGGCAAAUAUUAUCAAUUGAACAAACCAUUCAAACCUCCACUAAAGAUGCCGUCCUGCUAUACUUCGAGAAAUUGGAUUCAAACUGUGCUCUGACCCUCGAGGGGGGGAGGUUGGUGUUCAGGUACGACCUCAAGUCAAAUGGAAGCCCGCCCAUCAUCUCAGACAAAGAACUGGACAUCACCAAAGAGAAUGUGAUCAAGCUGAAGAUGGUGACUUCGGGAACCCAAAAGAAGGUUGUUGUGAGAGUCCUGGGUGAACUGGUGAAUUCAAUCGACAGCAAAAUCAAUUUGAAAGAAAUCCGUUUCUCCAAUUAUUACCUGGGAGGAAUCCCAUUACACAUUAAAGAAAGCUUAAACAUGCCGGUCAAAUCAUCACUGCGCGCCUGUGUGAAGAACCCAAAGGCAGACAACAACAAGGAUCUAUCCAGGGAGUUCACAGUCGGCGUCAGUAAAGGGUGCUCACAGGAUCUCUUGUUGGUCCGAACUGCUCACUUCGCUGGCAAAGGAGUUCUGGGCCUGAAUGCCACCAACUUCUCAUUCCCAGAUAACUUCCACGUUGGCUUUGGUUUCUCCACCAGCCAGCUCGACGCCCUGCUCUUCUCCUACGAAAAGGGCAGCUUUGAAAUCUCUCUGAAAAAUGGCAAGGUGAAGGUCGACAUUCUGGGCAAGACCCUCACAUCCAGAAGCUCUUUCAAUGAUGGAUCUGGUCACUAUGUCUCUGUUCAGAGGACGAAUGACAGGGUCUAUUUGAACGUGGACGAUCUAGACCGGAGUGAAAUAUCGGUGGGAUUAUCUCAGCCUCCCAGGAAGGACACUGUGUACUUGGGUGGCGACACUAUCACCCAGAACUUUGAUGGCUGCAUCAACAAUGUGUUCCUGAAUAGGGAAAAUCAAGAUCCCAAAGUGGAAAAUUUUGUGUUUUCAACUGAGCUGUCAAACGUAAACCUGGACACCUGUCGCCAGCCGAGAGCUCCAGAAAUGCUCAUGUUGAAGGAAGUCAAGAAACCAAACAGCCAGGGGACUGUGAAGGCCAACAAGGAUGGAAAGAAUCAGAGAGUUCUUCCUGAUCAUUCAAUGAAAGAAAAUACAGGCCAGGAACUCAAUCGAUGUCAGAUGUCAUGGCAACUGAAGGCAGUCAGCGGGGCCUACCAAUUUGGAAACUCACCAGACAGUCGAUUGGAGUAUGAUAACCUUCCCAAAUCAUUUAAAGAAAGAUCAAAAUUUUCCAUCGAUGUGCGGACGAACUCAGCGGAAGGAAUCAUCUUCUAUGUGUCGGACAAGUCUCAGAGGUCCUACAUGACCCUCUAUAUUUCCAAGGGGCGUUUCUUCUUUGCUUUCGCUGUCAACGGGAAACGACUGAAGAUCAGGAGCAGAGCGAGACACAACGACGGCCAUUGGCACACGGUGGUGUUCAGCAGAGAGAGUAACAAAGGAAAGCUGGUUAUUGAUGGACUUCGGACACGGCAGGGCAGUGUGAGCAGCGGCCCUCUCUUGAAAGUGGAGUCACCAUUCUAUCUGGGUGGAUUACCAUCUGGUAAAGGACAGCGCAGUCACAAGCGUUUACCAAGGCUGAGCUUCCACGGGUGUGUAAGGAACUUCAAACUGGACGGUAAUCUGUUACCUUCUCCCUCGCGAACAUUUGGAGUCACACCGUGCUUCGUCGGCAACGCUGAACAAGGAGCAUACUUUGCAGCAGAGGGAGCUUAUCUCGUUUUAGAAGAUUCAUUCGUGGUGGGCAAAGACUUUGAGCUCCUGUUUGAGGUGCGGCCUCAAACCCACACUGGUGUCCUCUUCCAUGUAAACAGCCCUCAAGGAAACUACCUCAGUCUAUACAUGUACAAAGGAAAGAUUACAGUCCAUGUAAACAACGGGGCUGGAGAUUUCAACACAUCCGUCACACCUCCCUCAUUGUGCGAUGGACAAUGGCACAGAAUCGCAGUGAUCAAGAGAAACAACGUGGUGCAGCUGGACGUGGACGCUGAACGUGACCACGUUGUUGGUCCCUUGGCCUCAUUCUCCACCGACACGGCGGACCCUCUCUACGUCGGAGGCUUGCCAGGAGACGUGCAGGUAUCUCACUUCCCGACCCGCGCAUCUUUCGUCGGCUGCAUGGUGAACGUAAUGGUCAACGUAAAGCCAAUGCCCCUCAGGAAAGCCACGGAGGUCCAUGGUGCGGUCAGCGUGACCCAGUGCCCCGCCGUGUGAAGCACCACCACCCACGCAUCUCCAAAGAUAACUCUGCCUUCUUGCACUUGGUGCCCAAUAGAUGACUGACCUCUGCCGCCACGCAGAACUAUUAAUUUAUUGUAACUACAGGUUUGCAUUUUUUCCCUAGUUGUAGUCCAGUGAAUUUGAUGCAUUUAUGUUUGGCUUAAAGUAUCUGCAGUCCUUAACUAUUAAACGAGAAAUGACGUACUAACGUUGUGAAAGGCGAUUCACGUAUUUUACAUUCUAACUGGUGCUGUACUCUGGGGGCCAAAUAUAUUAUUAAAAUUUGCUGCUAAUUUUAUAUUUUUAUACUUGAAUGAUUAAUAUGCAAAAAGAUAUUUCUAAAAUAAACUUGAUUCAGUCAUUAA
Messenger RNA from Amblyraja radiata (thorny skate), 10870 nucleotides. RefSeq names its product laminin, alpha 3 (gene lama3). Gene Ontology annotation, biological process: tissue development; animal organ morphogenesis; cell adhesion. The transcript has 78 exons. NCBI's taxonomy places the organism in Eukaryota, Metazoa, Chordata, Chondrichthyes, Rajiformes, Rajidae. The coding region runs from base 3 to 10499 and encodes 3498 amino acids. The record is from RefSeq and is a predicted model, not a curated record. Gene Ontology annotation, molecular function: signaling receptor binding.